CGGAUAUGAUUUAAAUGCGGUUGAAAUUAUAUUUAACUAAGCAUACAGUACUUGCAUUGAGUAGUAAUAUUUAUUUUAUUUUACGUUAUUUUCCUUUCUGAAGCUACGGGGAUAAAGGGAUGGUGAUACCGGAGAGAAUAUAAGAAUGAGGUAUUGAGAAGCUGCGAUGCGAAAAACGGAAUUCCUCUUAACACCAACAUCAACACCAACAACACAUGAGAAUAAAUAAUGAAAAUAAAAAGGAAAGAGAAACGCGCCCCUCGCUUUGCAUUUUUCAGUUGCAGUCGUACUCUCUCUCUCUCUCUCUCUACCUAGCUACUACUGCUAGCUAAACCCCAUCUCUCUCUCUCUCUCACUCACUUUAUACGUGUUCUGUUACAACUGCUCCACCCGCGUGCGUGUACUCGAAUGCACUGCAUCCUUCAUCGGUAACCGAGAGAGAGAGAGAGAGAAACCUGAAGAAACACAAGCUGCCUUAAAGAGAUAAUAGAGAUACUACUACUACUUGUCGUGGUGAAGAAACGUUUCAGCUGCUUCCUAAUUCGUAUUCCGAUCUGCUCCAUCUCCACAAAAGAACACUCUACCAUUUAAAAGUUUGUUAGACGGAGAAGAUCGAUGGACGCUGAUGGAGUCACCGCCUCUUCCUCUCCAAACGCUGCUGAAGAAGGUGUGAAUAAUUAUAAAAAAGAUGGUGAUGAGUUGUAUGAGAGAGUGUGGCGAGCAUGCGCGGGAGAAUGUGUAUAUAUCCCCCGUGUCGGAGAUAAGGUGCUGUACUUCCCUCAGGGCUACUUAGAACAGGUUGCUUCAUUCACUCAGCAUCAGCAAGAUGGUCACGCGGAUAUUCCUGUGCAUAAUCUACCUUCUAAGAUCCUGUGCCGGGUUGUGUCUGUUCAGUUAAAGAUUGAAGCUUCCAGAGACGAGGUUUUUGCUCAAGUUACUCUACUUCCAGAGUCCAAGCAAGAUGAACUUAGUUCCAAGGACACAGACACAGCUCAGAUACCCAGCAGAUCUUCUGUAUACUCCUUUAGCAAGAUACUUACUUCAUCAGACUCUGGUGCUCAUGGCGGAUUCUCUAUUCCCAAGAGGCAUGCUUAUGAAUGCUUCCCCCCUCUGGACAUGACUCUUAAACCCCCAGCACAAGAGCUUGUUGCAAGGGACUUGCAUGGGUACGACUGGCGCUUCCGACAUAUAUUUCGUGGUCAGCCAAGACGAAACUUACUUACUAGCGGUUGGAGCACAUUUUUAAACUCCAAAAAACUUGCUGCUGGAGAUACAUGCAUAUUCUUCAGGGGAGAAAAUGGAGAACUCCGAAUUGGGGUUCGUCGAGCUAUGAAACGGCAAAAUAUUGCAUCCCCAUCUGCUUCUCUAAUAUCAGCUCAUAGCAUGCAACUAGGAAUACUGGUUAGUGCUUCCAAUGCUGUUGCCACAGGAUCCAUGUUCACUGUAUACCACUACCCUCGGACGAAUCCCUUUGAAUUUAUCAUUCCUUUGCAACGCUACAUGAAGUCAACUCAAAUGAGCUAUGCAACUGGUAUGAGAGUACAAUUGCUGCUUGAUGUUGAAGAACCUAGAAAAAGAUAUGCAGGUACAGUAAUCAGUAUUGAAGAUUUUGAUGGCAUUAGGUGGCCUGGUUCUGAAUGGAGAAGCCUCAAGGUCCAAUGGGAUGCUACACCGCAUGCAGAUAUGCAUCCAGAAAGAGUUUGUCCUUGGUGGAUUGAGGCCUUGGACUGUGCCAAGCAGAAACACAUUCCUAUUCUCCCCGCACCAAAGAAAGCCCGUCCAAAUAACCUGCCGUUGCCUGAAUUAAGUGGCUUUGUCAAGGAUGAGACAAUUCGGUAUUCAGCUAAGCCUGCAGCUCAGAGACUGGAAAGGGACUUGCAAGGUCAAGACUACAAUGAUGUAGCUUCUCCACAGCCUGUGCUAAAACAACCAUCAUCAAAGGUUAUUUGUAACUCAAACCUUGGGAUUGAGAAUCAGCUUCGAAUUCCGAUUCAAGACCCUGUUCACCAGUGUACUGGAAGCUCAAUGUCGUUUCCACAUGAAGACUUGUCAACUUCCAGUUCAAAUGCGUACUGUCCGGGAUCUGAAUCCCAAGGAUGGCCUUCUUCUGAAUCUAAAGAUGAAAACGAUGUUCCUUUUGGCCCACAUAGCAGUUGUACUACAUACAAGCUUUUUGGGAUUUACUUAACUGAUUGCCAAUCGGAGCUCCCUUCACCACAAUUUUCUGCUUACAGCAAGAUUCCAAGUACCAUUUCUAUUCCUCCAAUGUCUCACUCAAGUAUUUAUGCAACAAUCCAGGCAGCAAAACAGUGCGGAAAUAUUCAAGGUGUUUCCUCAGAGAAAAGAUGCAAGAAGUGUCGCUCUGAUAAUAGUAGAAGUUGCACAAAGGUUCUUAAGCAAGGAACUGCUCUUGGCAGAGCAAUUGAUCUCACUCGUUUUGCUGGAUAUGACGAACUCAUUUCUGAACUUGACUGGAUGUUUGAUUUUGGCGGAGGCUUAAUUAAUGGAAGCAGUGGAUGGCAUGUGACCUGCAUAGACGAGGAUGGAGAUAUUAUGCUCCUGGGAGAUUUCCCAUGGCAGUUAAGUAAUAAUUUAUCAAAAGGACUUUCGAUCCAUGGUGCAAAAGAUGAUAAUACGUCCAAAGGAUGCAAUUAACAAUCCUAGUCCAAGCUCCUCUGCAUAUCCUGCAAGCAUUUAGUGGGUGUCUGAUCUCUCAUUCCCUGACUUUGCGGGCACCAGGAAAGUCCUAUGCUGCAGUAGUUGUGCAUCUAUGCUUGUUCUCUCUCAAAAUUAUGUGAAUGCUGGCUUUAUUGAUAUAUAGCAAAAACUUUGCAAU
Molecule: messenger RNA, 2836 nt
Organism: Arachis stenosperma
Lineage: Eukaryota; Viridiplantae; Streptophyta; Magnoliopsida; Fabales; Fabaceae
Product: auxin response factor 4-like
Exons: 14
Coding region: 616-2655 (679 amino acids)
Biological process (GO): response to hormone; regulation of DNA-templated transcription
Cellular component (GO): nucleus
Molecular function (GO): DNA binding; protein binding
Source: RefSeq, a predicted model, not a curated record